CUCCACAUUAAGGUACUACGACACAAUCUCUCUUCUAUCAUCACAACAAGGGAUAAGGAAUCUAUUUUUUUUUGACACUUCGAGUUUAUUCGUUAGUAUAUAUCUCUCCACUGUUAUAUUUGAUCAAUUGCUCGUAUGAGUGAGAUUGUGUGUGGUGGUUCCGGACCGACGUUUCACACAUCGGUGGUGAUCUCGGAGUCUGUGAACGACACUUCAGUGGAUGGUGGGAUAUCUGCAGUAGCUGCUUACCGGGGCAAUGUAUAUCUAGGAACAAUAUCCGGAACACUUCGACAUUACCAUCUUUUUGACGAUGCCGAGGAAUACAUGUUGAUUUCAGAAGUUAGUGUGAGUGGUAGUGGUGGACAUAAUAAUUCCAAUAGGGUUAAAAAGAUCCUCAUUCUUGAAUCCAUUGAGCGAGCAUUGGUGGUUUGUGGGAACGUUGCCACUGUCUAUACACUUCCCGAGUUCACUCCAUGCAGCGUGGGGAAGUUGCGAGAUGUCAAUGAUGUGGUGUUGGGGAGUGUGGUUGGGGAUCUGGUGACACAAGUAAUUGCAUUCACUCUGACUAAAAUACGACUAAUUCUGGUAGCAAAAGAUCUGUUGAAACUUGUUAUGGACGUGAAUUAUUCCCAUGGGAUCACUGGUGUUGCCAUGAAACCAAGUAUCGAGACUACGGCCAUGACGCUUGUGGCCAACGAAAGCAAUUACGAUAUUGUAGAUUUGAAGCAAGUUCGCAAGAUUCCAUUAUUCGAGUACAACUCAGGAGAGAAAGUGAACCCGCAUAUUGUUCCAUUUAGUAGUUCAGAUGAGAAGGAGAAUACAAACAACAAGAAAAGGCAAAUGGGGGUCGAUGAAGAGUAUAUGCUUUCCAUCCGGUCUGAUGAAAAGUCUUCGAUUGCUAUGUUCAUUGAUCUAAAGGGCGAUGUGACACGCGGGACGUUGUCGUGGAUGGAUGAAGGAUAUCCUGAGAGCUUGGCAGUAGAAUGGCCAUAUGCCUUUGGAGUAUUUCUGAAUGGUGAGGGAGGAACUAAGCUCGUCAUUAGUGAUUUGGAGCAAUUAGUAGUUGUAUAUUCCAACACGAUAACGGGCUUGAAUGAAUCAUCAGACUUAAUAGAAGAUGGCCAAAGAAGUCCAACUGAUAUAAUGGAAGAGGAAAAGGAACCUUCAAAGCAAAAUGAAUCGGAUGACAAGACGGAGGACAAAGAUGAUUCGGAUAAGGUUAUUGAAUCAAAACUGAUCACUUCUACAGAUUCAAAGAACAUAUCUCUUAAAGUUGAAGAUAGUCAAUCAACCUCUUUGACCCUGGCGACACCGAAUCAUUCAAUUCCCUCACAGCUUAACGCCAGCUCAACUACUGUUACCAAGGCCAACUCUGAAAUAUCCGUCACUAACAAAGAGCUUACAAUUGCCCUUAGUCAAGUUGAUCAAACGGGGAAUUCCAUGGGGGACACUUCACCGAUAACCAUGUCCAGCUCGUUAAUUCUCCAUGACGAUUCAAAAGUAUGGAUAAUUCAUCGCAAAGACCCUCUCCUUGAAGCAUUUAAAUUAUUUUCAUCGCUUGUGGACUCUACAUCAUUCUCCAAUGAUCUCCCCGCUUUGAUCCUCAAAUUACGCUCCCUUGACAGUUUGACAACUGACAACUCUACAAGGCAAUUUCUGGCACAAUUACAACUUCUUGUUGCAUUAAAAGCUAAUGAUUUGGAAACCGCUAAGGAUAUUUUAUUCACUACAAAUGAUCUAACCACACCCGAUAAGCCCAAACCAAAGAUAGAUACUUUUCAGAAAUCUUCCACUUCUGAACUUCUCAUUCACCCCAAAUUACUCAUGUAUUUAUACUCUGACUCAAGACACAAAUCUACAAUGUCAAUUACCUUUUAUAAAGGUAUCUUCGACCUAUGUGGUAGGUUGGACAACUUGCCACCUUUGAAUGCUUUUUAUUUAUCAUAUCUUGAUGAUGUAUAUCGACAAUUCCCCAUUUACCGCCAAGAGGAUUCACACGAAACUCUAUCACUUCUACGAAUGUCAUUAUAUGAGGGAAAGUACACCACUAGUAACACAAUCAUUUCAUUCAUUAACGAGGUUGACGUCACUCAAUGGGGGAUAUUGGAUCAAGAGUCGUGCAAUAAGAGGAUAAGGUCUCUUUUUUCUACCCGUGGGAACCAUCUAGCUUUAAUCCAUGUAUAUCAACUAUCUAUACCUACAUUAAAACCUGCCGCAAAGGCAGUUAUUGCCGAAGAGAUAUGCCGGUUAGUUCUCCAAUUGGCACUGGGAGAAUUGAAAAAUGACAGCCCAGAUGACCAAGACCUCCCUGGACUCCUUCUCAAACAACUUCCAAACCUUUAUAACGAGAAAGUAUAUGCCAAAUAUCUUUUAGAACUUCUUAAACUCAGUCCUGAGCGUGGUUUCCAUUAUAUGAAAACCCUUUCCAAACCACGUUUCAAGGCAACCCAUAAACACAUUAUGCUAGAAAUGAAAUCUUUUGCCAACACACCUGAAAUCCUGAAGCUCCAAAUAGAUUAUUUGGAAUCUACAGUAGGGGAAAGCCCACUUGACUUGGGUUCUUUAGAAGAUCUCCUAAUCAAUUUAACCCACAUGAUUUUUGAUCAUCAUUGGGACGAGUCGAAUAUCAAUAACUUUAAUGUCUUAAGACAGACGUAUAGCCUUGAGAAUAAUCUCGAUUCCUCAUAUUGGCCCAAAAUCAGCUGGAUAGAUUAUCUCAGAGUCAAUAUGGAACGUAGUGAAUGCAGGGAAUUUGCAAUAAUUUAUCUUAAGAUUUAUGAGCUUCUACUUUAUGUUGGACAACUGACAAGGUUUGAUACUCUCCUUAAGGAUUCGUCAAAAUCAAUGGGAGACGUUGAAGAAUUGCUCAGCUUUUAUAAAGUCAUGUCGUUAGAGAGUUCCGAGUCAGUCAAGUCAUUACUUGCAAUGGGAGACUUUUCUACCGCCGAGCAGGUUGCGGUAAAUUCUCAAUUGCCCUACCCACUCCAACCUUAUUAUUUCCAGAAGGAUAUUAGACCACUGAAUCUUUCAUUCCCUAGUGGUGAAACGUCCAAGAAUAACCUUUUGCAAGUUUUUCAAUAUUACGAUUGUCAUGUUGCUGCCAUUCGCCAUUUUCUCAACGACCAUGGCCACCAAUUUUCACCUUUAGAGAUGUUUAAUAUGCUCCCUUCCAAGAUACCGGUCACUUACCUUGAGGAUUACAUUCAAAAGACGCUCAUAGAGCUUAAUACACUUCACCGUGACGCUUUACUUACAAAAGUAUUGAGUAGAACCAAUGCAAAAUUUAAUCGAGAAGUGGUUAGGCUGGCGAAUGAAGAUGAUAAGUCGUUAGAAAAUCAGUUAGAGUAGAGAGUUUAGCAAUAUAGGAAGAAGAUAUCCUACGAACCAGGAUAUAAAAAACAUCUUUAUUACAUCCACUUACAAAAUUGCACGUUGAUGUAACAGAAAUAUAAAAAUUUCAAAAGUAAAAAAGCCACUCAUAAACUAAAUGUGUAACACACAAACAAAAACACUACCUACGAGCCAUAUACCCACAACAUCUACUUCUGUGGUGCAUAAAAUGAAC
Molecule: messenger RNA, 3565 nt
Organism: [Candida] anglica
Lineage: Eukaryota; Fungi; Ascomycota; Pichiomycetes; Serinales; Debaryomycetaceae
Source: the annotation of a GenBank genome assembly